AUCUCAGAAAUUGUGGAGAAGAUGCCACGCUAUUCAAUGCCCUUGAACUUGGAUCGUCCGGACUUCUCGACGUCGUCAACGAUAUGAACAUACGAGAGAUGCUGCCCGAUCUAACCAGCGUUUAUGAACUGGUCAAUGACACAGUGUCCGGCUUGGAUGUCUUACCUAGUGAUGAUGCUAACGUCCUCUUGAGCCAACUGACCAGUCAGCUAUCGCCCUCCAACAUCACAGGAGCUAUCGAAGAGAUGCAACUAGGACUUGAUCAGUUUGCAUUGACAAACUUGAGUGACGCCCUCAACACUGGAGCUGAUGCUGUCGUUGGAAGCUUUCCGGCGAUGGCAUCCGACUUGCGUGAUCUGGCCGAUGAUUUACAAACCAUCAGUGACCAGCAACUCCAACUCACACUUAAUCUUACGAUAACACUAUACGAAGAGGUAUCACGAUUAAACGCAUCUAUUGCGGGAAUUGAGGUAGUUGCUAGUGAUGUCUUUGACUCAGUAUCCAAUUUGGCAGACUUUAUACAGGACGAGGCCGGGCCUAUAGUUGUACAGGGCCUGGAAAUUUACAUUGAUAGCAUUAUUUCACUGGCAGAUCAGUUCAUUGAUGAAGUCUUGAGACGGAUUCAAGAUGACAUGGGACGAUGUGGUAUUGUUCGUAACAUCUAUGAUGCUGUCGUCGGAUCACUGUGUCUAUUUUUCUUGCCGGGUUUGAACGUCUUCUGGUUCGCCUUGUCGGCAGUCUCAUUCGCCCUUAUUCCUAGCAUCGUAUUCAACGUCCGACUUGCUAAGUAUCUCCGACGUCCUACUCAUAAUGCUUCUCAAGGAGAACCUAUCUUCAACGGCGUCUCCGUCUAUCCUCCAACACCAAGUGGCACUCCCCAAAGCUCCACACCUGGAACACCGUUGAGCAUGAGACGUCGCCUCAGUGAAAGUCUCGUCAACAUAAGCAUACCCCGUUCCUUGGCAUCGAAAAUCACUGGUUCAGGAAACCCAGAAAGACACAAUUGAUGACGUCAUAAUCAUUACUAUCAUGCAAAACCUAGUAUGACGUAUUAUGUGUAUAAUAUGUUUACAGUAAGUUGAAAUAACAUAAAUUGAAAAACAAAAUUGAAGAAUGCAUUUUUAUUGAUGAAAUAAGAUACAACGAUAGGAAUAGAUAAGACUAAUAAAAGGCUGAAUUGAAUAUAUCGAAUUGAAACAAAAUGAAAGCUUGUGUCAUUUAAAUUCUUUAUUUAUUGGGGGAGCAAAGGUAAUCACAUUUCACAGACAAUGCAGUCGAACCCACCUUUUAAUUCUAUUUUUUAUUACAAUGGUAACAUUCAAUUGACUAAGUU
Messenger RNA from Lytechinus variegatus (green sea urchin), 1333 nucleotides. RefSeq names its product prominin-1-A-like. Lineage: Eukaryota; Metazoa; Echinodermata; Echinoidea; Temnopleuroida; Toxopneustidae. Gene Ontology annotation, cellular component: apical plasma membrane; microvillus; cilium. The transcript has 10 exons. Gene Ontology annotation, molecular function: cholesterol binding. The record is from RefSeq and is a predicted model, not a curated record. Bases 84 to 1007 code for a protein of 307 amino acids.